AUGCUCCCUUCUAUCACUGCUUGCACUUUGACCCUCCUCUCGGCUUUGGCCCUGGCAUCCACCACCUCUGCCGCCGUCCUGAGCUCCGGCCCAACUGGAGAUACUCGUUGGAAGAUUGGAGCGUCGACCAAGAUCCGAUGGAGAUUGAGCUCUCCUACCUCUAAGGGCGACCUCGUUACUAUCUAUAUCGUUGGUGGUGACCCCAAGGCAUACAAGCGCUAUGAACCCCCACUGCUCUCGGACACCGAGGCCGGAAAGCAUACAUGGGACAUCGCCAAGAUUCCCAAUGUCGAUUGUCUUGAUACUUGUGCACUCGAGUUUAUCGUUAGCAACCGGUCCGGGAUCCAGGGCGAUUUUUACUCUCAUCCGUUCCUUAUCUCUACUACUGGCAAGGCACCCGAGAGUGCGACCGUUGUUGCCGACAAGUCUGCUCCUGUGGCGGGUUCCAGCCAGAGUGCAGCAACGCCCGACGGUCCAAUCACUCUGAUCCAGAACGCCGCGAAAGGCGCACAGCCCCAACCAACCACUGGCAGUGCCAAUACCAACAACCAUCUGGGAGUUCAGGGUCUCGCUACUAUUGCCCUUGCUGCCAUCGUCGGCGCCAUGGGCAUGGCUCUCUUCUAA
Molecule: messenger RNA, 624 nt
Organism: Linnemannia hyalina
Lineage: Eukaryota; Fungi; Mortierellomycota; Mortierellomycetes; Mortierellales; Mortierellaceae
Source: the annotation of a GenBank genome assembly